Cynocephalus volans (Philippine flying lemur) is the source of this 817-nucleotide messenger RNA. RefSeq names its product ring finger protein 24 (gene RNF24). Gene Ontology annotation, molecular function: zinc ion binding. The coding region runs from base 84 to 530 and encodes 148 amino acids. Lineage: Eukaryota; Metazoa; Chordata; Mammalia; Dermoptera; Cynocephalidae. The record is from RefSeq and is a predicted model, not a curated record. The transcript has 6 exons.
UUGCUGCCUGCAGCCCGCAGCCCGCCGCUGGGCGUUGACGGUCCCGCACACCCGCCACCGCCGCCGGCGUGCCCGCUUCAUCCAUGAGCUCGGAUUUCCCACAUUACAACUUCAGGAUGCCUAAUAUUGGAUUCCAGAAUCUGCCUCUCAACAUAUAUAUUGUGGUUUUUGGGACUGCUAUAUUUGUAUUCAUCCUUAGUUUACUCUUCUGUUGCUACUUGAUUAGGCUAAGACAUCAAGCACACAAAGAAUUUUAUGCCUACAAACAGGUUAUAUUAAAAGAGAAAGUAAAAGAACUGAAUUUACAUGAGCUCUGUGCAGUAUGUCUGGAAGACUUCAAGCCUCGAGAUGAGUUGGGGAUUUGUCCAUGUAAGCAUGCCUUCCACAGAAAGUGCCUUAUUAAGUGGCUGGAGGUUCGGAAAGUGUGUCCCCUAUGCAAUAUGCCAGUUCUGCAGCUGGCCCAGUUGCACAGUAAGCAGGACCAUGGACCCCCACAGGGGCCCCUCCCUGGGGCAGAGAACAUUGUAUAGCUCACCAUGAAGAUCAGACUUGCUGGAUACGACAUCCGCGUGGAACCAGGAGGAGCACAAGCUGUCUCAGUGUUGGCUGCUCUCUACCUGGGGCACCAGCUGCCACUUCCUUUGCCUCUUAAAGAAUUCUUGGGCCGUCCACACUGGGAACCUAGGCAUCUGGGUCUUGUGACAACCAAAGCACUCUGACACUACCCCGUGUUGAGAGAAGAGGAGUGGAUGAGCCUGCAGGUUUGGCUCAAGAAACUUCAUGAAGGUCUGUUGCUAAUCCCAUUAUGCUUUGUCUC